AAUACUUUCUGCUUCUUUGUUUGCUGGUAAGAAUUUGUUUCAUCGACAAUGGCGAGGAAUGUAGGGUUCUUCAUCUGCAUUUUGAUCCUAGCCAUGGAUGUUUCAGCUGGAAUUCUCGGCAUUGAAGCCGAAAUAGCUCAGAAUAAGGUGAAGCAUUUGAAGAUGUGGAUUUUCGAGUGUAGAGACCCGAGUUACACAGCCUUCAAGUACGGUUUAGCUGCGUGCAUCCUUUUGGUGUUAGCCCAUGUAACAGCUAAUUUUCUCGGUGGGUGUCUCUGUGUUGCCUCUAGACAAGACCUUGAAAAAUCCUCUGCCAAUAAACAGCUCGCUGUGGCUUCUCUGAUAUUCUCCUGGAUCAUAUUGGCGAUUGCAUUCUCGAUGUUGAUCGUAGGGACGAUGGCAAACUCAAGAUCAAGAAAAAACUGCGGGAUAUCGCACCAUCGGGUUCUGUCCAUAGGAGGGAUCCUCUGUUUCAUUCACGGACUCUUUGCUGUUGCUUAUUACAUCUCUGCAACUGCUUCAACACGAGAACAGACAAGCGCAGGCCACGCUUGAAAAUUUUCUACCCGUUUUUUCCUUUCUAUAAAUUUAACCCAAUGGU
Molecule: messenger RNA, 601 nt
Organism: Arabidopsis arenosa
Lineage: Eukaryota; Viridiplantae; Streptophyta; Magnoliopsida; Brassicales; Brassicaceae
Source: the annotation of a GenBank genome assembly